Zingiber officinale is the source of this 855-nucleotide messenger RNA. RefSeq names its product cytochrome c oxidase subunit 6b-3-like. The transcript is spliced from 5 exons. NCBI's taxonomy places the organism in Eukaryota, Viridiplantae, Streptophyta, Magnoliopsida, Zingiberales, Zingiberaceae. Bases 162 to 602 code for a protein of 146 amino acids. Gene Ontology annotation, cellular component: mitochondrion; respiratory chain complex IV. The record is from RefSeq and is a predicted model, not a curated record.
GGAUUUGAGGCGUGUAAAUUGAGGAGAAGCCCUUAUUUUAGCCGAUCCAUUGUUGGCAACGAUCCCUACAACCGCCGCUGUCGCCGCCGCCGCCGCCUCCAUCCAUCUCUCCUCUUCCUCUGCUCCGACGCCACUGCUUAGGAGUCAAGGAAAGCCCUUCCAUGGCGGAAGUUGCUCCGGAGAAGCCUCCCACUCUAGCCGAGGAGAAUACUGCCGAUGCCAGUUUAGGGGAAAUCAUUGCGGGAAACACUAGUGAAACUGCUGUCCCUGAAUUUGCUGAGCAGAAGGCAGAUGAAACCCUUGCCGCUGAGGAAGUCAGUGCUACUGAAAACACCACUAAUGAGACUACACAGGAACAAGAUGCCGAAGAACCAGAGAUAAAGAUUGAGACAGCACCUGCUGAUUUCCGCUUCCCCACUACAAAUCAAACAAGGCAUUGCUUUACUCGCUAUAUUGAAUAUCACAGGUGCGUCACUGCCAAGGGAGAAGAUGCUCCUGAAUGCAAUAAAUUUGCCAAAUACUAUCGAUCACUAUGCCCAAGUGAAUGGGUAGAACGAUGGAAUGAACAACGAGCAAAUGGCACCUUCCCUGGCCCUCUGUGAACUGGGUUCAUAGAUUCUGCGACAAGAGGCUUUUAUUAUGGAGGAUGUUGAUCGAUAAUGAUAUGGACUCAUGAAUUGUUAAAAUUUGUGUUCUAAUAAUUCGGCCAAAACUCACUUUCCUCAAGGAGCGCAGUUGUUCGUCUAGAUGAUAACUUUGUAUCAUUUAUUUCUCGAUAAUAAUAAUCUCUUGAUGACAAUCUAUGUAUCAUUUGGACUAUAUUCUGUUUUGAUAUUGUUCAAGUCUUGAGUUGAA